ACUCGCUAUACCAAUCCAACAUGCCGGAGUCCAAAAUCAUUUCGCCCUCACCUGCAGGACCAAAUGUCAUCAAAGGUGGUGCUACAUUCACAGGAGACGUGUAUCUAAGCAUGCUCUACCAUGACCCAUCAGCUGCUAUGGCCCACGUCACCUUCACCCCGUGUGCCCGGACCCAUUGGCAUACCCACGAAAAAGGACAACAUCUCCAAGUCCUACACGGCCAAGGCUGGAUCUGCGAUAAAGGAUCUUCCCCUCGACGGAUCAAAACUGGAGAUUUGAUUUGGGCGCCUCCCGGAACGACGCAUUGGCACGGAGCGGAUGGGAAGAGUGUUAUGACGCAUCUGGCUGUUGGGUUGGGGGCGACGACUUGGGGGGAAAGGGUUACAGAUGAGGAGUUUGGAGCUGCUGGGAAGACUUGAUGGAGAGAGCGACGAGUGAGAGCGAGGAUGG
Messenger RNA from Aureobasidium pullulans EXF-150, 450 nucleotides. RefSeq names its product RmlC-like cupin. NCBI's taxonomy places the organism in Eukaryota, Fungi, Ascomycota, Dothideomycetes, Dothideales, Saccotheciaceae. Bases 21 to 419 code for a protein of 132 amino acids. The transcript is spliced from 2 exons. The record is from RefSeq and is a predicted model, not a curated record.